UGAGCGCACCCGACUGUCAACACUCACAGGCUAUAAUACACACAACCCCCUCACACACACACAAACACGUCUGCGUCAUGCGUCCUGAGAGCGACGGCACGAACCCGGUAACUCCGAUGGACCCCGGUAAAACGCACAGCAGCAGCAGCAGUCUGAGAGGCUGACUGUGUCCGCUUAUCUGUCCAGCUGCGUAUCCCCCACUCAUCUGGGAAAGUUGUGUUCUCAGUGUGGACGAAUUAUGGAUUUCAUCACAACAAGCGGCAAUGACAGCAAUGCAAGCGGUUACCCUGAUGGGGUAAACGUGGUCGCCGACUGGAACGACGGGGGUGCGAAUGGUACGUCUGGGUCUCUGCCAGAUCUGGAACUAAGUUACCAGAUCAUCACCUCUCUGCUCCUGGGGGCCCUCAUCCUCUGCUCCAUAUUUGGCAACUCGUGCGUCGUAGCGGCCAUCGCCCUGGAGAGAUCUCUCCAGAAUGUGGCUAACUAUCUGAUCGGAUCUCUGGCGGUGACAGACCUCAUGGUAUCGGUGCUGGUUCUGCCCAUGGCGGCCCUCUACCAAGUACUAAACAAGUGGACACUGGGGCAGGAGAUCUGCGAUUUAUUCAUCUCUCUGGAUGUACUGUGUUGCACAUCAUCCAUUCUGCACCUGUGCGCAAUUGCCUUGGACAGGUACUGGGCCAUAACAGACCCCAUAGACUAUGUAAAUAAACGGACGCCAAGGCGAGCCGCGCUCUUGAUCAGUGUGACUUGGCUUAUUGGUUUCUCAAUUUCCAUCCCGCCUAUGUUAGGAUGGAGAAGCGCUGAAGACAGGGCGAACCCUGACGCCUGCAUCAUCAGCCAGGAUCCGGGCUACACUAUCUACUCCACAUUUGGGGCUUUUUAUAUCCCUCUUAUCCUCAUGUUGGUUUUGUACGGGCGAAUAUUCAAGGCUGCUCGGUUUCGUAUUCGUAAAACUGUUAAGAAAACCGAGAAAGCAAAAGUGUCAGAAAAGUGUUUGACUGUGUCUCCGGCGAUUUUCCACAAAAAAACCAACGGGGAGGCCGGAGGCAAAGGCUGGAAGCGCAGCGACGAGUCAAAAACCAGCUCUCCGUGCGUAAACGGCGCAGUGAAGCAUGGAGAAGAAGGCGAGUCACUGGAGAUCAUAGAAGUUAUCAGCAACUCAAAAACCCACCUGCCUCUUCCUAAUACCCCUCAGUCCUCCUCACAUGGCUAUGAAAACAUGAAUGACAAAAACUCGGGGGCGAAGAGAAAGAUCGCGCUGGCUAGGGAGCGCAAAACGGUGAAAACACUAGGCAUCAUCAUGGGAACUUUCAUCUUUUGUUGGCUGCCCUUUUUCAUCGUCGCCCUGGUGCUGCCUUUCUGUGCAGAGAACUGCUACAUGCCCGACUGGCUGGGCGCAGUUAUUAACUGGCUGGGCUACUCCAAUUCUCUCCUCAACCCUAUCAUAUAUGCCUACUUCAACAAAGACUUCCAAAGUGCUUUUAAGAAGAUUCUAAAAUGCAAAUUCCACAGACCGUAACCACAAUUGUGCACCUAAAUUUGAAGUCAUUAAAACGGACAGCAGGAAAUGUCCACUGACAUGUAUAGAACAGCAAAAAAUACCACAGACUUGAAUUCAGGGACAGUGUCUUUAUGGUGUGUGUUUGAGGAGAGUGUAAAAAUACCUGGGGUCAGUGGCCCCUGAUGAAAUGAGACUGGACAGAACUUUUCGCUCUAAAUGUACAAGCUCAUGUUUAUUCAGUGUUGUAGCUACAAUAUAUAGCCAAUAUGCCAUGGCAGCCAUCGUUGUAUUGCCAUGCAAGACGUGUCAUGUGCUGAUUCCAUGCAUUUUAUCAUCUGGCACACGGGGUUUCCGUCAGUUACGUCAUGAGCUUUGUAGCACUGAAACAAUAAAAGCAAUCAAAGUUUGU
Molecule: messenger RNA, 1910 nt
Organism: Sphaeramia orbicularis (orbiculate cardinalfish)
Lineage: Eukaryota; Metazoa; Chordata; Actinopteri; Kurtiformes; Apogonidae
Gene: htr1aa
Product: 5-hydroxytryptamine (serotonin) receptor 1A a
Biological process (GO): adenylate cyclase-activating adrenergic receptor signaling pathway; regulation of hormone secretion; positive regulation of MAPK cascade
Cellular component (GO): plasma membrane
Molecular function (GO): G protein-coupled serotonin receptor activity
Source: RefSeq, a predicted model, not a curated record